CGCGCCCACCCGUCGUUUAAAUUUCAUCUUCUUUUUGUUUGCCGACAUUCAUUUACAUGAUUUAACAAUACUUCGUGAGUCGUGAAGAUGUUAAUGUUUAGAAAAAUGUCACCUUUUCCAGUUAUUGGGGUGCUUCUUGCCGUUGGCGUUGUGAAGUCUGCAGAGGCUACAUCUGAAAAGACAGCCAUCAUUGCACUGAGUAUUUUUAUUGUCAUUCCUGCCCUUUUUCUCCUGACCUGCUGCACAGCUCUGAUUUUUGUCUGUCACUACCGUCACAAGAUCCCAAUCUUCAAAUCCUUUUGGAGCAAUGCCAAGAAAGGUGCCGGUACCACAGGAAAGACCCCAACGUCCUCAGCUCCACCGCCCCCCUAUGCCCCAAGCAACCCCAUGCCACCUCCAGCUGGAAACCCUAGUGCUCCUCCUGGACAGAACUCUCCAGGGUCGCAUGAGAAUCCUAUUGAAGUGGAUGAAGUGGUGAUACCGAUCAAGAAAGAAUAAAUGAUAAAAAUUUGCCGAACAUAUUCAACGCAAUAUAGUUCCUCUUAUGAUGGCUCACAAAUGACUUUGAGCUGGAAAUCACUUUUAGAGCAUUUCAAAUGGAGGCGCAAUAGCUCAGUCAGUAGAGCGGAGGUUUUGGAUACUGGUGACCAGGGUUUGUAUCCCACUUGCUGCACUAGUGCCCUUUGUUAAGGCAUUUACCCUUGUUACCAGACCCCUCAGAGAGGACCUUAGGCUGUUGGUCCACUGGUUGCUUGCUUAAUGCUUACAAGCAUUCAUAUUUUAUUAGCGAUCAGGUAAAAAAAAAAAUCACCACUAAUUUAUAGUUUGCUACUUUUCUGAAAACAUCCUUGUUGUGUGCAAACCUUUUCACCCGGUGAAAUUAUUAUGCAGUUGAAAUAAUGAAAAAAAUCUAUGGGCAUUAAACAUAGAAAUCAUCAAUGUAGGGAAAGUCUUUCUUCACUGUAUCACAUCAGCUAUAUGGGUGAUGAAGAUUGUUUUCAAUAGUGGAUUUUUUUUCCUUUAUAUUUCAUAUCUAAUGACAAUCAAAGCUCAUGACUAGUAUUAGGAAGAAAAACCACCAAAGUUUCACAAAACUCUGGUCGCAUGAACUUCAUAUAAUUGGGAAAGUUUUAUGUAAAGUACAUCAUGCUUCUUAGUUAUCUAAUCUUCAAUUUCGGAUGGGGGGGAACAAACUUUUCCCUAAAAGGGUGACAAGUUAUUAGGCUUUUCAUUAAGUUUCCUUUUAGCACUUUUCUACCAAUACAGACAGUAUAAACUGCAUAUUUAUAAAAUUCCUUUCAUGGACAAUAAAGACUGAACAGUUUUAAAAUUUAGAUAAGUUACUUGAGUCCUUGAAGUUAUAUAAGAUUAGGUGUUUUUUUUUAACUUUAGAAUUGAUUUAUUAAAAAAAAAGCCACCAAGUUUUAGCAUGCAUUUGUACUAUCCAUGUAGAAUAGACUUAUAAAAGUUAUGCACUCAGUGUCAUGUUUUAAUACAAAUUCAACAUCAUUUCUUUACAUUUAACAUGUAAUUGAUUGUGAUGUAGUGGAAGUCUGUAAAAUCAGUUUUGAUCGAACAACACAUAUUGAUAAUAAUAAUAAUAAUAAUAAUACAUGAGAUUAGUAUAGCGCACUUUCCCUCUUGAUUGAAUGCUCAAGGCGCUUCAGAGCAGAACAACAAAAACUAUUAACAAAUAAUUCAUGCCUGAACAAUAAGUCAAUGUAUAUCAUCUAACUAACUUCACUUCUUGUGGAAAAUUCAUUUACUGAUAUAUAUGUGCACUCAUGACUGCUUACCUCUGGAACUAAUUCUGACCUCCAAUUUAAGAUAAGUUAUGAAAACUGCAUCUUAAGUUUUACUAAUAAUUUGGUUAUUUAAUAUUGUUUCAAAUUCAGUGUUUGUGUGAAGAAGGAGGUUCAAUUUAUGACCAGCCACCCCAACCAACAAUUAGUUAUCCAGGAAUGUUAUAGCCUCAUAAAUUAACCUUCUACAUCAACUCUUAAAAUUGUAAGAAAAUUUUUUUAUUUGAUCUCAUAUAAUUUAUGAAAAAUCAUCAUUCCGUGAUGAAAUGUUCAGGGCACAUUUUAAAGGCUAGAUACAUGUACUAUCUCUAUCACAAAAUGUUGUGGAUAUGAGUGAAAAAAAUGCCCUCAUGAAAUGGAAAGUGUUAAUUUGUCACCGGGCCAUCUUUGUAUCUAGGAAGAAUGGUCAAGAAUCUUGUCAUGAAACAGAUCCCAGAGAUUGUUUGACACUACAUGUACCUAAUAUUCCAGACCACUUGACAGUUUCACCAAGAUUUCAUUGUUCACACCUCAUACUUGAGUGAACUCCAAACUUCCACCUUGUUUUCUCGUUAUUCUUUAAAUUUCUCACUGAAUUCCUUCUAUUUAACAAGCACUUAUAUGUGUUACUGUUGAUCACGUUUGACUGGUUUGUUACAUCAUUGUAAAACUUAGGAUGUGCUUUUUACAAGUUUUAUGGAAAUCCCAUAAUUCAUUUUCUGCAACUUAUUGUUGGUUUUGGUUUAAACAAUACUGAUGCCAGCAUUGAGCCAGGAAUACAUGUAUAUUAGAGUGAAGAUACUUUAGGCUGAAGAAAGCUGAAUAUUUAAGUGUCAUAUGUAUUCUUACUUGCCUAUUUUAGUCUUUCAUUGCUUUUAUGAACUGUUUGUUAAAAAAAAAAAAAUCAGAGAAACUUUUACAUAAAGGUUAAAGUUUGAAAAAAUGAGAGGAGAGGUAUCAAUUUAUUUGCAAUUGAUGGCAAGUUACAACGGUUUCAACUUUCAUUACCAAAUUUUAGAAAGAACAAUUGUAGCCAUCGAAAAUAAAAUUUUUAUACCUUUGGUUGCAACAGACAUAUUGGUCGCAAAUUAUGCAAAUGAUUGUAAGACCUAAUUGAUUUUGAAGCCAAUGUUUUGACUUGCAAUGAAUUGUCAGUUUCCUGCUACACCAUAAUAUGCAACCUUUUCAGAGAAAAUGAAAAACCACAUUUUUUUGUUGAUGUUUUUUUUCAUAAAAUGUAUUUCAAAACUACAUGUAAGCACCAGGGACACCAUCACUUUUCACUCAAUACACAUAAUUUCUAUUUUAAACCCAGACAUACUGAAACUUUUCAUUAUGCAUUGAUCGGAGUAAAAUCGCUUGAACAGAAUGCCAAAACAAAACAAUAACCGAAAAAUGACAAUGGACCAUAUUCUGUGCCGCCCUACCCUUGUGUCAUGUAAGUUGGUAAUGCUUAAAUUAACAGCUGUUUAAAGCCUAAUUUCAUUAUCUUGGCAGCUGAUCACAGCUCCACGUUUAGUGUCCUUUGUCUUUUUUGGUUCUAUUUUGUAUUUCAUUUUGUUCUAACAUUCUGUUCAUUCAUGCAAUUGACCCUGAUAAGUGCAUGUUGAAAAGGUUGGUAUGUCCAUUUAUAAUGCUAUUUUCUGAUUUAAUUAAUUUCUACUUUUCAACACAGUUCUGGCCAUAAUUUUUGUGUACCAAAGUGCCUUUCUAGAUUAGAAAAUCAUACUUUCUGAUACAUUUCAAAGACCCUGACCCAAAAGUAAAUUGAAAACUUAUGAGCUUCACAAAAUAGCAAAGCAAGGUUUAUUAAUUUUCAUUGCUUGCCAGCUGAGUAGUUUGCUUGAGGAUAAUUAUAAGGCUUUGAAAGUAGGCUCUGUUGUGCUUUUCACUUGUAUCACCUCUGACAUUCUGUGUCAGAAGCAAUGUAAAUCCAAAGUUUUGUAUGAAGAAAAACUGUGUUUUUGUGCUUUCCAGAUAUCUAUUAUUUUUACUCUACUACUAUUUGAGAACAGCAUAGGAAAUACAUGACAGUAAUGGGUCAUUUCUCCCUGAUGACAAUAGCCCUUAAAAUUUGUAAAAUGGAAUGCUUUAGGGCAACCAUCUUUUUUAAAGUUGCCCCAAGAUCUCCCACAAAUAUUCAACCUUCAGAAAAUCAGUAUUCUACUGUUUCUACAUACAAUAGAAUAAUGAGAUAAAUGCUUUUACAGCAUAAUUGCUUGAGAAAAAAAAAAGCUAGCCCUUGAAAUGAAUUCAGCAAUCUCCCCAAUGUGGCAAUUCAAGAUAACCCCUAAAAUAUUUGUUUACCUACCUCAUAUCAUAGAUGGCUUUUCCUGCAUGCUCAAAUUUAAAAACCUGCAACUCUGGACUAGAUAUUGUCAGGUUUUAUUUCCUGCUUAUUUGGUGUAGCUUGUAUUCAGAUAGUAUAUAACAGUUUUUCGUGAUAAUCUGGGCCGGAUAGAGCCAAACAACGUAAUCACCAAAUUAUGAACAUAAACUGCAAGUCUUUGUUAUCCAUCUAAGCAAAGACAUUGUUAGUGCCAUAUUCCUGUGAACUGUAAAAAAAAAAAAAAAAAAAAAAAAAUGAUGUUCAUAACUAUGUAAUCACAACCCACCUGACUAACUACAUGUAUGCGAUCAAAUAAAGCCUUUUAUAAUAAACUAAUAUGAGUUUAUAUAAGCAAAAUAUUCAGUAGGCAAGCUGUUUAUUGUGCUUAUAUAGUUUGUUUCACUUUUAGAUUGGUUUUGGCGCUUUAAAUAAAGUGAAGUCCCUGGUGCAUGUACAGUAUACCCUUACUUGGUAUGUCCAUGUGUAUUGUCAUAAUUACACAUUAUGUAAAGACAGGAGAUUUAUUGACUUUGUGGUUAGUAAUUUGAGAAAGUAGGCACUAUCCAUCUCCACAAAGCUACAGAAUAAAAUGCUGUAACAACAAAGAAAGUUUAUUUACCAUAAAACAACUAUUCAUGUAAAUUGGGCAAUAUAUAAGGCAAGUGAGGGAUAUGCAGAUUUGGUAGCUGUGUCUAUAAAAGUUUAAAAUCAUGAAUCCAAAGUACUACAGAAUUCCUAACCACAAGCUCAAAGUAUUCAUGUAUUCUGGGGCAAACAAAAUCACCUCAUUUGGGAUUUUCUGCUUUGAUUUUUUUUAAUUAUAGGCAAAUUGGUUACGAUCUAAUCCUUCCAUAUCUGAUAUCAGAUUUGGCAAGAUUAGGAAUCAAAUGCCACUAUUGCAAAUGUUGAAUAAUUUUUGAGAAGGGGAAUUAAUUUUAAAGCCUGAAAAUAUGAAUUUAAUAGUGACAGGGUUACAUGUGGUGUAGGGAUUCAGUUGGGACUAUUCAUGUUUACAUUAUGUGAAAUGUUUUUUUAAUAAUUAUCUGUACAUAUAUUCUGAAUUUAAUAAAUGUAUUUAAAGUUAUAA
Lytechinus pictus (painted urchin) is the source of this 5197-nucleotide messenger RNA. RefSeq lists its product as uncharacterized. The record is from RefSeq and is a predicted model, not a curated record. The coding region runs from base 88 to 498 and encodes 136 amino acids. Lineage: Eukaryota; Metazoa; Echinodermata; Echinoidea; Temnopleuroida; Toxopneustidae. The transcript is spliced from 2 exons.